UUAACGAUUUAGAAUCUCUUCCAGAGGAGGGGCUGCGGAACCUCGUUUCUCUCCGGAAACUCUCUAUACAAAUGUGCGAUGGACUGGUUUCUCUCCCUGGAAUAGGCAGCCUCACGUCACUACAAAUCCUUUACAUUUGGGGAUGUCACAAUCUGACGUCACUUCCUCAAGAGAUUAGCAAUCUCACCUCUUUAAAAUUGUUGACAAUUGAAGAGUGUCCCCUCUUAGGGCAAAGAUGCAAGAGGCAAAUAGGUGAAGAUUGGCCCAUCAUUGCCCAUGUCCCAAUCGUAGAUGUGGAUGAGUGGAACCAGCAAGAAGAAACAAUUUCUUCAGAAUCUGAUUUAGAAUCGGAGUCGGUUUGUUUACUUCCAGAGGACGAACUAAUCUUGCAACAACCAUUGCAAAAUUUAGAUUAUAUUACAGUCUGGAGGUUCAUGUAUGUGUACAAGUUGACAAUUUCAGGUGCAGGGCAAAAUUGUAUCAUUUUGAGACUUCCACAACAAAUAUUAGUCAUCCUUGAAGUAGUAUUUCAAGUCUUCUUAAGGCUGCUUAGGGUACCACAGUACUUCAAUCAAUGGGCAUGUGAGACUGGCAAACACUUACAUGAACUAAGCUUUUUGGUGGAGGUCACUGUAUCGGUGAGUCUUGGAAGUGUGAAGUGUGAAAAUGAUCCAUUCCUUUGAGUAUUUUACAGAAAAGGGAAAACACCAAUUCUCUGGGAAGAGACUAUAAUUUGGGAGAGAAUGAUUAUAUCCCUGGUUGACUUCCAUUCAGAUAAAGAAGAUUCGGCCACCAAAGCUUUGUCCUACCAUGUGCUCUUUACAAGCUAGUUUUCAGCAGCCAUGAGAACAUGCAUUUGGAUUAAAAUAAAAGCUGGGUCAUAUGAAUUUUUCCUUGCAUUUAGUCAGGAUGUUAUGCCCUUGCGAGAUUUUUGAUUCUUACCACUUGAAGUAUGAGUGAAUACCUUCAAAAUUUUUGAAGGGUAGGUUUUCUUGUAUGGUUUUAAAUGAUUUACUUAAGGUCAACUUUGUGUACACUUAUUUAUUCUUAUAUUCACAAUUUUUUUGGCCCCAGAGCUUAAUAUUCACAAAUUUUACAAUAUUUUAAAGCUUGAUAUAAUCCAUGAUAGUUCUUCUGAUGAAG
Molecule: messenger RNA, 1143 nt
Organism: Quercus robur (English oak)
Lineage: Eukaryota; Viridiplantae; Streptophyta; Magnoliopsida; Fagales; Fagaceae
Exons: 7
Coding region: 72-683 (203 amino acids)
Source: RefSeq, a predicted model, not a curated record